Clonostachys byssicola is the source of this 5427-nucleotide messenger RNA. Lineage: Eukaryota; Fungi; Ascomycota; Sordariomycetes; Hypocreales; Bionectriaceae. The record is from the annotation of a GenBank genome assembly.
AUGCCCCGCCGAGUUCGCAAGAAACAGACCAAAAAGUCCACGCCUGUAAUAUCUGCGCCCCCAGCCGACGACAACGAGGAAGAGUCCGGCUGGUACGUUAUCAAAGAUAUCAUAGACGAGAGGAGAGUGCGGGGCAAGGUUGAGUACUUGAUAGACUGGGAAGACAAUCCAAAAACGGGGAAAUCUUACGAUCCCACCUGGGCAAAGAGCCGCGACGUCACCAAGGAAGCUAGGGAUGAAUGGCAGGAGAAGAAGAGAGCCAAAAAGCAGAAACCACCUUCCCGUCGACAAUCUAAGGGCGAAACACAAGACGUUGGGCCGGAUCCUAGUCUAUCCUUUCGGGGAGCAGAAGCUUCACAAGAAUCAAAUACUACACAAUCGCAACUUGUAAGAAGCAGGUCGCCAACAGCUGAUGAAUCAGACCUCGAGCCUGUGCGAAAGAAAACGAAGCUUAAUCACAUCGUAAGCCCCUCGCCGUCCCUACCAAGCGCUUCGGUUGAGCCUAUCGAGCCUAUUACCGCGACAUCAUCAAAACCCGCUACCAAGAAGACUCUCUCAGUCGAGAUUCAAGCAAGCCCAAGCUUCAAUCCCGCCGAUUAUCAACGCACUUACGGCGCCAGCCAAGCCACUGCCCUAUCAUCCCAACCAAUCCCUGAAUUAGACCCUCUUUCGCCACAACUGAGUUAUCGUACUAUACCGGACUCCGAAGACCCCUCCAGCCUCACUGCUUCCCUCCCGAGUGCGAACCCAGUCCGAGCUGUUGGCAUAGAGAUUGUUAUUCCAGACUCGCAGGAUCAAACCCAAGAGAGUAAUUACACACAGCAUCACGACAGUGCACGUUUUCAGAAAAGUUCGGGCGAAAAUCUACCAACUGAGAAUCGGAGUAUAACCUCUUCUGACGCCAGUCGUGAUAUCCCAUCGCAUCAGCCCAAUCAACUUGAGGUACAGGACAACCAUACCCAGGAUUCUCCUCAUUUUACCCCAGUUUCUCAGUCGGGUUGCGCACCAAAUCGCCUUGUAUCACAACAGAUCGAAGAAUCGGUGCAGCGUGAGGAACUAAGAUCGACCAUAGAAGAUAGCGCCAGGGCAACCCCGUCCUUCUUGGGAAGCCAACCACCUAAGUUCUUAGGCUCUUUAGACGCACCCAGCCCUCAACGUUCACCUCAGUUCCCUCUUGAAGAACCGAGUGAUCGGCUUUCGCAGGCUGCGCAAGCCCAUCUUAACACUUUUAGUACAUACUUUAGCGGCCCUUCGCCUGCAGACAACGCUAGCGACUGUCUCUCGAGUGAGCUGGUUUGUUUAAGCGCGAACAGUGCUCUUGAUACAGCUAGACCAAAGGAUACCGUUCGUAAGGGGGAGCUCAAGCCCGUUGAACAACGCCGUGAGGUAUCUCAAGACUCUCAAAGAUCUACCUUGAAUUGUGCAAAAGGACCGAGCAAAGGGAGACCCAGCAAUCAGGUUUCUCAGAGUUCUUCAGGGGAUUGUGAAGAGAAAGAAAGGUCCCAGUCUGUUCGGGAGACAAACUCCGGGAGGGUAGUUGGCGGUCCUAUCAACCAAGGUUCUUCUCGUGAUUUCGAGAAGGCAUCCGAACCUGCUCUCCAGGCAAGAUCUGCGGACGCUGACCCAAAGUUCCUGGACGAAGAGUUCAAUCCCGCUGGUACUGACGGUAAGCAAAGUGCUGAAGCAACUUCAUCACAAAAUCAGUCAUUCCAAAAGGUCGAUUUAAACGCUCAUACUUCACGGUUCGACAACAAAGUAGAGACCACACCAGCAGUUGUGAGAAACGAAGAGCUUGAAGAGUCGAGACCGUCACAGUCGGUACUACCAACACUAGAGCCGUCACUCGACGCAUCGCGGGCGUUCCUAAAAGGGAAAAAACAAUCUCCUCUAGUAGAGUCUUUUGAGUCGCCAAAGCCAUCUCCAAAACCGCUAGAUAAAGGCUCUAAGGGAGGGAGAUCUAUUGUAACCCCGUAUCCGCUAGGCGAGGUAACAAAAGUAACCUCUAGCGCCAAAGAGUCUUCUCUUCAAAGAUCAGAGCCGUCAAAGACUCCCCAGUCAGCGCAACGAGUGGAAGAAGUUCAACCCAAGGCAGCACAAAAAUCCCUACCACAGGCAUCAGAAGACGCCACUGAGGCCCUAGAGCCACACUUGGAGGGAACGGAACCAUCUGAGGCGUACCAGUCACCACUUGAACCAAAAGAGGUUCGAUCCGAGGUACCGGAGCCACUGCUCGAGGCAGGGGUAUCACCACUACAGGCGGGAGAAGCCUCAUUUGAUAGCAUCUCGCCAGGCGGUAAAGAGAACGGAUCUCAGCGGCUUCUAUCUGCAAGCCCUUCCGUUAUAUUUACCGGCGAAAGGCUUGCGGAAUCGGACCCGAGUAGAGGAAGCCCUGAAAAUUACAAUUGUGGUCCCUUCGUAGAGCAAGGCGUCUCAGAAAUCAACAGUCGGGGGCGUAUCGAGAUUCAACGAGAACAUACCUUUCAGAAGGAAUCACAGGAGCCCCCUGGUUCCACCGAACCAGAGUGCAUUCCAUUGGGUGAUUCGGAAGGUUGUCGGCUUAAGAACAAGCAGGACGGUUUUGUUGAGUCACAGCAGACAAAGUCAGCUCAGGGAAACACAGCCGAGAAAGGCCCUGGAAACCCUCAUCCAGACCAGCCAUCUUCUGAUCAUCAUCAUACAGUCUCUGGAUCCCUGGACGCCUCAGCACGUUCCUCAAAAAGUGGGUCCAGGUCCAUUGGACAAAGUGGCACGCCAACCAACAGCGUCUCAGACCAAACUAUACCUCGGGAACACCGAUCUCCUCCGGGUGGCUCUUUGCGCCAAUCUGCAAGCGAUAUUGUGCAAGAAAUACUAGACUCCUGGGGUAAGGAAAAUCACCUUUUUUCAUCCACAGAGAUGUUUCCCACAGCCUCCACGUCCUCGGACAAUCACGAGGUUUCGGCGAUCACUGAGCUACAGAACCUUUGGGACUCUGAUGAUGAAGUGGUCGCAGAACCCCAGCAGGCAGUGUCAAUGGCAGAAGCUGGCCCAUCGCUAUCGCUGGGAUUGUCUUCGAGCGGAGCAUCAGAGGCCCAUGGCGACUUAUCGAACCCAGGUGCCUCGCCGGAGUUCCUCACCCAAGCUCCUCCGUGGACAUCAGCGACGGCUGAGCUUCCUCAUCUCGGGGGAGAGCUAGCCUCUUCAACAGAGAUACCACAACGAUCAGCCACAGAUUCGAUGCGCGACAUCAUCAAUCAAGCAUAUGGUGGCUCUGAGCCCAUUACCAUGGCUCUUAUGCCCCCUCAAGCUCAGAAUGUCGAGCCUGUCACUGUUUCCCCUGCUGAUAUCAGCAGACCGACAGAGGCUGAGAAAAUUGUACUUCCGGUCAUCCCUAUAGCGGGGAACGAAGCUUUUGGUUCCCUUCCAGGCGUGAGUUCCAGCAAUUCCAUAUCGAUGGCACAGCUCCCGCAAACCGAUGCCGAGCGAUCUUCAUCUUCAUCGCCAGCGGUGGCUCAAAACGCGCUUCAGAUUAACUACGUCGUCACAAUCCCCUUCCAAUCAAGCAUCCGUUCCUUAUAUGAUGAGGUCCUACUCAAAUCCAGAAAAGACAUCACCGAAUUUGGCUCCAAGUUCACACAGGACACUUUUACCGAACCGGACAAGUAUCUGGUUGAAAAGAUUGAUACGUUAUUUAGCGACCUUCAAAACAUUUGCGACUACCCCCAGGACAUUAUUAGUCCCUUGUUGAAGGACCUGCCUGCAGAAGACAAAGUCAAAUACUCAUUAGAUGCGAAUUCAAAGCUGAACUUUAUCUACGAGCUUUUUCUUCGUACCAAGACAGAUACCCAGGCACUCAUUGUCGCGCGCUCACCUAAUAUUCUCCGCAUGCUCUGUGAUCUUGCAGAAUAUCUGGAAUUAGAAUGUACCUGCGAUGCUCUCGAAUACAAGUCUAAACCCGAGUUCAAGGAUUCGUCUGUGCGACUGACUCUUGUCCCAUCCGAAAGUACUAUCGACGCUUUCGAGUACGAUGUGGUUCUGGGCUAUGAUAACUCCUUCCAGGAUUCGCCCAUCGCGCAGGCGCUCGCAUGGGAUAAUCGAGGCAAAGCCAAGCCCUUGGUUCUCAAGCUGGCAACAGCCUACUCAAUCGAGCAUCUGUCACUAGAAAUUUCAGAUACUGAUGGCAAUCUAGAGCGGCGGAACGCUCUCUUAUAUGCUAUUGUCCAAAUCAGAGAUACCUUCAGAGAUCCUCCGCGGCUUAUGGAGCCUCAUAAGGUCGCCGCGAUAUUUUCCGACUUUCUAAAUGAUGAUACGCAGACCAUUCUUUGGGAACCAGUUACCAUUCCCCCACAUGCACUCGACGCAUUCACUAACUCCCAAGAAAUGGGGCAAAUGUCCUUGGAGGGGUAUUUGGACCAAGACAAUGGUCGCAAACACAGGCUUGACGACGACGAUGACCCUGACACCAAAAGACAAAGAAUAAACUCAACAAGCGGCCCCUCGCGUGCUGUAUUCGAUAUUCCACCUCUGAGCGAUCAAGUCAGGGACUUGCUUGAAAGCGUGGAGUUCACUGCCGCUGGCAGGACCACCGCUGACGACCAAAUCACAAUAUCGUUACAUGUGAUGGAGAAGAUUGCUGAGAAGGUGGCUGAGGCUGGCCGUGUUGUGGAGAUGAACAACCGCGAGCCACAAUAUAAAGACAUCAUAUUUGGACUCGAGAAGCAAGUCAAGGAGUUUCAAAGAACCAACGAUAGGGCUUACGAGUCUCACCGGGCGGCUCUUCAAGACCGCACCAAAUUCGAGACUGAUGCCCACAAGGCAGAGGCUGCGCUACAAGCGAAUAAAGAAGCUUCUCAAGCAACAGAUGAUAAAAAUCGACAGAAGAUAGCACAGCUGGAGGAAACUGUUGCCCGUCUCAUGAAGGAGUCACCUGCAGGAGAGAACGAGAAGCUGUUUCAGGAGACCAAUGCCAAGGUGCAGGUUCUGGAGAAACGCCUAGAAACUUCGCAUAAGAAUGAAGAAUAUGUUCGACAACUCUACCAGGAUGCAACGGCCUCGACGUCCGCCCUGAGAGCGGAAAACCAGACACUGAAGGAGGUCAGUGAAGAUUUAAAGAAGAAAGCUUCGGACAAUCUGAGAAGUAUUCAUGAGAUCAACAAUAACAACGCGGCUCGAGAGUAUUUACGCCAGAUAUCUGACCUUCAAACCCGUCUUAAAGAUAGAGAGAUGGAGUUGGACCGCGCGCGUGAAGAACUACGCCAGUUGAAAAACGGACGACGCGAGACCCGACAGGUCAGCGUUCCGCGAAGUCCACGUAUGGGCAUGAUGAGCCCGCGCCCUGGGCGGGCGGCAUUUGGAGCAUCGAGUAGAGCUGGAAGCCCAGUGCCUGCAUAUGAUAAUGCCCCAGGAGUGCAGUCUGGCAAUGGACGGUUCUCUCACCUUCGCGACUAA